Messenger RNA from Drosophila sulfurigaster albostrigata, 1793 nucleotides. RefSeq names its product calcitonin gene-related peptide type 1 receptor (gene hec). Gene Ontology annotation, cellular component: plasma membrane. Gene Ontology annotation, biological process: cell surface receptor signaling pathway; adenylate cyclase-modulating G protein-coupled receptor signaling pathway. The record is from RefSeq and is a predicted model, not a curated record. Gene Ontology annotation, molecular function: calcitonin receptor activity. Lineage: Eukaryota; Metazoa; Arthropoda; Insecta; Diptera; Drosophilidae. The transcript is spliced from 10 exons. Bases 218 to 1663 code for a protein of 481 amino acids.
AGAGAGAGAGAGAGAGCGAGAAAAGAGGUUCACAACAGCUGGACAAAGCUAAUGCUCCUCGGGGGUUGUAUGCAAGGAUAAUAUGAGAUUUCAAUAGCACACUAAAGCAAGAAAGAGAGAGAAAGAGAGAGAGAGGGAGGGAUGGGAAGUGGAACGUGACUGUGCGUUGCACGUGACGUAUGCGUAAUCACUGAACUCGACAAGUCUGGAUGCGAGGAUGUCAGCACAGCCGCAGGAUAAUCUACGCACAUUUCUGCGGCAUUUGUAUGCCGAGUGUGUCUAUCGCUAUCAGAAUGAGACGUCAACAUACCAGACAUCAACAGACUCCAAUGAUGAGUCGGAUGAUGGGGAGCUGCAGCCACAUGCGCCACGCUACUUGGAGCAGGCGAUGCUCAAUGAGGGCACGAUUGAUAUGCAGAAUGUCGAUGAGCAGUCGGCGAGCAUGAGUGAGCUUUAUGCCACGAUACAAACCGCAACAAUGGCUACAAAUCAGCAUUCAAUCCCCAACAACAACUAUGCGAAUAACAACAUCAACAAUAGCGAAACCGAGCGCCUCUAUUGUCCCGUCAACUUUGAUGGCUAUCUCUGCUGGCCACGCACACCAGCUGGCACCGUAUUGAGUCAAUUUUGUCCCGACUUCGUUGAGGGAUUCAAUACCAAGUUUUUGGCCCACAAAACUUGUUUAGAGAAUGGCUCGUGGUAUCGUCAUCCAGAGAGCAAUCAAAUCUGGUCGAACUACACCAACUGUGUCGACUACGAGGACAUGGAGUUUCGCCAAUUCGUCAACGAAUUGUAUGUGAAGGGUUAUGCGCUCUCCUUGCUGGCUUUGCUCAUAUCGAUCAUCAUAUUUUUGGGCUUUAAAUCCUUGCGCUGCACUCGCAUCCGCAUCCAUGUGCAUCUCUUUGCCUCCCUCGCCUGCACUUGCAUCGCCUGGAUAUUAUGGUAUCGUCUCGUUGUCGAGCACUACGAACGCAUUACCGAGAAUCCCCCCUGGUGCAUUGCUCUUCACUUGGUCGUUCACUACUUUAUGCUGGUCAACUAUUUCUGGAUGUUCUGCGAGGGUUUGCAUCUCCACUUGGUGCUCGUUGUGGUCUUUGUCAAGGAUACGAUUGUGAUGCGUUGGUUCAAGAUACUCAGCUGGUUGUCCCCGUUGCUCUUUGUCAUUCCUUAUGGCAUCGCUCGUCACUUUAGUGCCAACGACAAUCAGCAUUGCUGGAUCAACGACAGUCUCUACUUGUGGAUCUUUUCGGUGCCCAUCACUCUCUCGCUACUCGCCAGCUUCAUCUUUCUUAUCAAUGUGCUGCGUGUGAUUGUGCGUAAAUUGCAUCCACAGUCGGCGCAACCGGCGCCGUUGGCGAUAAGGAAAGCGGUGCGUGCAACAAUCAUAUUGGUGCCACUGUUUGGUCUGCAACACUUUCUGCUGCCAUAUCGACCCGAUGCUGGCACCCAAUUGGAUCGCUUCUAUCAGCUGCUAUCGGUGGUGCUUGUCAGUCUCCAGGGAUUUGUGGUGUCGUUUCUGUUCUGCUUUGCCAACCACGAUGUGACAUUCGCCAUACGCACGCUUCUGAACAAAUGGAUGCCCAGCUUGGUGGCGCCCCCGCCUGCUGGGAGUAAUACUGGACAAUUGGCAACAACCACGCCCAGUCGCGAGCUGGGCGUCUAAGCCGAGUCGCCACCAACGCAUACAGGCAAUCGAUAUGACGCAGCUGCGUUUUUAAAUGGCCAUCGAAGUGAAAACUGUAAAAGAAAAACAAAAGUACUCUACGAUGCUUUGCAAAGGCAAAAGAUCAAGC